CUCUUUUUUCCCUAAUGAACCCUUUUCUUAGUUUUUCCCCAUCGAAAAGAGAAAUGAGGUUUUGAUCAUCCCCGAUCUCUUCUCCGUUAACUUGUUACGAACCCUAGAAAAAAUCAAAAGCAAAGCCUCCAGAAUUUAUCGAUACGAUUGCAGAAGAAUUAAGAAAACACUAGAUAGAGAUAAAAAUGGUGGAUUCAAGACAAAGUGGUGGUCAGAAUGAUGAAGAUUAUAACACCAAUACCAAACUUUAUAAUCCAUACAAAGACUUACAACUACCAAUGCAACAGCUUUAUAAGUUACCCACUUCACCUGAAUUUCUCUUUCAAGAAGAAUCUGUAGCUCUUCGUAGAUCUUGGGGUGAAAAUUUGACAUAUUAUACUGGUUCUGGUUAUCUUUCUGGAGCUAUCUUUGGUGCUGGAAAAGGUUUUAUUGAAGGUGUUAAAGCUUCUGAACAAGGUGAUACUUUGAAGCUUAAAAUUAAUCGAAUCUUAAAUGCAUCUGGUCACUCUGGUCGGAAAAUUGGAAAUCGAAUUGGUGUGAUAGGAUUAAUGUAUGCAGGAAUUGAAAGUGGAAUAGUAGAACUUAGAGAUACAGAUGAUGUGAUUAAUAGUGUUUUGGCUGGGCUUGGAACUGGAGCUUUAUUUAAAGCUGCCAAGGGUGUGAGGUCUGCUGCAGUUGGCGGUGCAAUUGGAGGAUUAGUCGUGGGAGCUGCAGUUGCUGGAAAACAAGUGGUCAAGAGAUAUAUUCCAAUAUAGGGUUUGUUAUUCUUCUCCUUACUGGUUUAUGGUAGGUGUUUUUUUGUUAAAUUGGUCUUCAAUGAAAACAAUAAUAUAUUUUUUCCCCUUGUAAUUGAGGAAUGGUUAAUAUGCUGAAUAAUCUAUAUUGGGGAUGAACAUUGUAUGAUCCGUUUUUCGUUGAGAGCCAUAAUUUUGGCAUAAUAUGAGUGAUACAACUACAUGUAAUUCUUUCACUUCUCCAUUUAUUUAUGAAAUCCCGAUUACAAAUUUUUUAUUCAA
Molecule: messenger RNA, 1016 nt
Organism: Papaver somniferum (opium poppy)
Lineage: Eukaryota; Viridiplantae; Streptophyta; Magnoliopsida; Ranunculales; Papaveraceae
Product: mitochondrial import inner membrane translocase subunit TIM23-2-like
Exons: 2
Coding region: 186-755 (189 amino acids)
Biological process (GO): protein import into mitochondrial matrix
Cellular component (GO): mitochondrial inner membrane; TIM23 mitochondrial import inner membrane translocase complex
Molecular function (GO): transmembrane protein transporter activity
Source: RefSeq, a predicted model, not a curated record